Molecule: messenger RNA, 3704 nt
Organism: Oncorhynchus kisutch (coho salmon)
Lineage: Eukaryota; Metazoa; Chordata; Actinopteri; Salmoniformes; Salmonidae
Product: 5-hydroxytryptamine receptor 3A-like
Exons: 9
Coding region: 532-1677 (381 amino acids)
Biological process (GO): monoatomic ion transmembrane transport
Cellular component (GO): membrane
Molecular function (GO): extracellular ligand-gated monoatomic ion channel activity; transmembrane signaling receptor activity
Source: RefSeq, a predicted model, not a curated record
UUUUGUUGAUGCUGAGAACAAAAUCUAUGUUUUUACAUAACAGUCUUCAAACAUUCUCCAUUACAACAAUUCUUGUGUUUUUUUAUAGAAAGUUUCCUUGUAUUUUUUAAAAUUGUAUUACUUUCUCAGAACGUUCCAAAUCCAAACAACUAUCCUGCACCAUUCCCAGAAAAGUUGUGGGAAGGUUGUAUGCAAAAUAACCACAGGACAAUCAAGCACUUACCAAGCUCUUAAAACAUAUGUUUCUCAGAACGUAACUGAUAAUGGACUAGUGAUAAGAGUAUCAGGUUUAGAUACAGUGCAAUAUAGAGAGCAUGAUCACUUUUCACAGUGAGUCACUACUUUGAAGACAUGCAACAACCUUAUCCCAUUUCAUUUUGACUGUUAUCUGCAUCAGGCACUCUAUCCAACGCAGCAAUUACUACUAUCCAACCACUAUCUAAUACAGCCAGUGCAUCCCAACCAGCCAACACAGCCACUUCAUCCAGUGCAACCACACCAUCCUGUACGACCCGUCGAUGUCUGGCCAGCAUGCUGAUUGCGAAAGAAGCUCGGAGUCCGCCACAGUCUCCACGGUGCAUCUCAAUUAUCAGUGUGCCGUCAAUCGUGUACGAAACUCUGUCUGUCGAUACAAAAAACCUCCGCUUCGAGAGUCGUCUGGAAGUCCCGCUGUCUUGGGAAGACCCUGAUUUAUCAUGGAACACAUCAGUCUAUCAUCAUGAUAUGGUGGUCCUGCCUGUCAGCAAAAUCUGGACUCCUGAACUCCAUGUGACUAAUGGAGUGCAAACAACGAUAAAGCACAGCAACAAGGAUUUGCUGGUGCACAGCAACGGGACUAUAGAGCACAUGGUCAUCAUGAACACUGUGGUGGGCUGUGAAGUCAAUCUGUACAACUACCCCUUCGCUUCAGAUUUCUGUGCCAUCGCCCUGAAUGUGUGGGCAAUUAGUGGAUGUGGCAUGUUCCUGGACUUUGGGAAUGUGAGCACAACUAGCGCAAACCGUGGGGACUGGCUAACCGAGGAGGUGGAACUCAAUGCUAAAGGAGGCAGAGAUGAUCGCAACUAUCUAUGGGUAUUGCUGAAAAUGCGGUCCGAAAACCCGUUUCUGUCCCUGGUCCUGCCCAGUAUACUAAUCAUCUUGGCUGAUGUGGGCAGCUUCGCCCUGCCGCUGGGAGAGAGCAAGCGCAUCCCCUUCAAGGUUAAACUGGUUCUCAGCUUCAUCAUGUUCCUCAACAUCCUCAAGGACCUUCUGCCUGGAGGAGGCCAGUGCAGCCCCAUCAUCCGAAAGCACUUCUGUUUCUGUUUGGUCAUCCUGGUGUUGAGCACGUUGCAGUCUAUGGUGCUCACACGCCUGGCUAAGUGUGGCACUCUCUGGCCCUGCAGCCUCUCCAAGUCCAAAGACUCACUGCUUAAAGACACAGACAAUGAAGAGGAAUCCAAGUCUGAUAUUAAAGCCUCAGAGGAAGAGAAGAAUACAGCCCUCCAGAAGGUGGUGAAGUUUCUCAACAAAAUGGCUGCACAAGACCAGAAAAAUGCUAUACACCAUCGCUUUGCCAACAAAGUGGACUUGAUCUGUUUCUGUAUCUAUCUCACCGUCCUCAUUGUUUACUCAUUCAUCAUUUUAUUUUUCUCCUUUGGUUCUCAAUGUGAGAUCAACCAUUUAGAAUUCUGGCAUUAAAUUAUUUAUUUGCGUUUAACAAUGAUAUUUAAAUAAAUAUCAAGUAUGUGUGUAUUCUUCAGUAGAGAUUUAACAAUAUUUAUUUCAAUAUGUUUGAGCUAAGAAUUAAAUUGAUUAGGACUAUGCAUCCUACCUUUGAAACACCUCUGCAUAUCUAUCCAUUUUCCAUUCUUCCUGUGCCAUCCAAAUUCCUGCAUAGCCUACUGGUCAACGUACUGUAGUCAAAAAUAAUGCGAACGAUGAUGGUCAGUGAUGAAGAUGCGUCUAGCAACUUGCUGGUGCCGAGGCCCAGCAUGAUGACUCAAUCACGAUUUAUGGUAUUGUCUGAAUGACAGACAAUCUGGGGGCUAUUACAGGGGUCAAACACCUUAUCUGUGGCAAUCUCGAUGAAAACACGUUCCCAUGGAUGUCCUGGGGGUCACUGACGCCAGGAUAAGAUGUAAACUUGAAUCGACUAAAUUAAUGUUACUGUGUGAAUGAAAUUGUCAUGUUUGGAUUGUUUCAAGAGUUCAUAAAGGGCUAUGAAUUUUGGUAUGUUUUAUAAUACUAUGCUAUGUAUUUUUCUACGCUGUUAAGAGUUAGGAUAUUUUGUAUUCUCUUUAUCGUGAAGAUUACUGGUAUGUACCAUUUGCUAAUUGUAUUCUUAUUGCAUAACUGUAAUACAUCGGAUUACUUUCAAAUAGAUACAAACCGUAGUCCUCACAUUUGAGUAAUAUUCCUUGAAUUAUCAUUUGGUGGAAUGUCUAAUGGUAAAUGGUAUUCACAAUAUACAUAGCAUAUAUGCUCUCUCUCUAACUGUGCAUCUCUGAGCUAAGGUUAACUCAAUAAUGUAAUGCUAGGACAUCGAUUGCAAGAUAUUAGCUCCUUGUUCCUUAGCCUCUUGAUUGCCUAAUGGUAAACCUACACACAUCUUACAGUAUUCCGAGUGGUGACGCAAGGCUUGCAACCUUGGCAAUACCCACUGGAUCCGAUAAUGGGCCCAUACUGUUCACAUGAUAAUGGAGUCAGAUGGUAUAUCAUAGUAGGGUCAUAGAACCCUACACUAAUUCUGUCAUCCUCAGACGAAGUGAAUUUUCACUAUUCUACAUUACCAGGUUGUUAGCUAGCUAGGUAACAUGACUAAACAACCCACUGGGCAAAAACUGGUUGAAUCAAUGUUGUUUCCAUGCAUCAUACCGUGUUUUAAGAAGUCUGUUACAGAUGUGGUGAAGGCUUCAGGCAUGAUACCUUUGGUUGAUGCUCCAGUUGGAGAUGCUGAUACUGAAUCAUGCUUUCAGGGGAGGAUGGGACUGACUGAGGAUGACUGUAUGCUGUGGGUGAGGUAGUAGAAUAAAUAUUACACCACCACAGUUCCUUGUUUUACAUUUUUGUUUUAUGAUAAGUUUUGUUUCCAGUAUGUUUGUUCUCCCUGUUGUGAAGGUUUGGAGUCCCUGGGUGGCAUGAAGCCCAACUGGUACAGGAUAGGAGUACCUGAGAGGACCAGAUGGUUUAUAAUAAUGCUUUGCUCUGCUUUACUCUGUUUUCCAUGACCAAAGUUGUAUCCUAUAUCUUACAUGUCAAUAAACAAAGUUUUAUCCUGUUUUUGCUAAGUGACACCCUUAUGGGUGUCAAAAGGGGGAGACAAAAGUAUAUAUCACUUGUCGAUUUCUUUUUCAAUUUUUCUUGGUUGAUUUUUCUUUUCUGUUUUUCUGUAAUAAAAAAUAAAUAACAAAUAAAUGUUUUAUUAAUAAUAAACGUUUUGUUAUUUUCAUGAAAUGCUAUUAACAUAUUACUAUGUUGGGACCGCUGAAAUAAAGGAUAAUGAGUGACACCCUAGCGGGUGUCAAAAGGGGGACUUAAAUUUAACACCAUUUUCUUUUAUUCUGUUUUUAAAUGAGCUGUUCUCUUUUGACAUGAGGGUUUUAAGUUCCUAGGUGGCUGGUAGCCAAUCUAGUACAUAGUGGGAUCGAAUGGAGGACAUGAAGGUAUUUUCAACUUUGUAACUGUUAUAUGAUUCAUUGCUGAAUUUUUGUUCACACCCUUGGGGG